AUGAGGGGAAUACUUUUGAUCUCAGUUCUGGCAUUCAUUAUUAUGGCUUUCGGCAUCGAGACCAUAAUGGGCGAUUGUCCGUCAGGAGUGUAUCGUGGUCCAUGUCUCGCAUGGGAUGGUGACACCUGUCGUCGCGUAUGCAAAGAGUCAGGUGCAACAAGUGGUCACUGCUCUGCAUCAACCAAAUGCUGGUGUGAAAACGGAGGAUGUUAG
Messenger RNA from Belonocnema kinseyi, 213 nucleotides. Its product is annotated as drosomycin-like. The transcript has a single exon. NCBI's taxonomy places the organism in Eukaryota, Metazoa, Arthropoda, Insecta, Hymenoptera, Cynipidae. The record is from RefSeq and is a predicted model, not a curated record. Bases 1 to 213 code for a protein of 70 amino acids.